Messenger RNA from Cucurbita moschata (crookneck pumpkin), 2665 nucleotides. Its product is annotated as serine/threonine-protein phosphatase 7-like. Gene Ontology annotation, molecular function: protein serine/threonine phosphatase activity. The coding region runs from base 38 to 2383 and encodes 781 amino acids. Gene Ontology annotation, cellular component: cytosol; nucleus. The record is from RefSeq and is a predicted model, not a curated record. The transcript has 14 exons. NCBI's taxonomy places the organism in Eukaryota, Viridiplantae, Streptophyta, Magnoliopsida, Cucurbitales, Cucurbitaceae.
AACGGCAGUGGCAUAAAUGUAAUUUAAUAGUUGGACCAUGGACAUCCAUGUAAUACCACAAACGCAAAUCGAUGACGGCCGUGCCUCAGUCAGCGUUCUUGAUUCUGUAGUCUCGUCUCCAAACAACCCCCUCAUUCACCUGCGGUUCGGCGGGAGAAUGGAAUUCGCCGACGAGCAUACCGCCGGAGCCACCACCUCCAACUCCGACCGCCAUAAGCCCUCCGACACCAGAUACGGCGUUGACCUCUCAUCCUCUGAUAACGAUACCGAAGAUGCACAUCCUGUUUUCUCUAACGUGCCUGCUUCACUUGCACCACCAGUUUCUCCGAUCCUUCCUCUGCAAAGUAAAUGUAAUGUAGUAAUUCAGGCUGAUAUGGAUGAUAAAUUGGAGACCAUACAAAAUAUAUGUCAGAAAAUUGUGGACACCACGAACUUAUACUCAUUUUCUAAAUUGGAUGAUCAUCAAGUAUAUUCCCUUAUGAGGCUGAGGGAAAUUUCUCAUCGGGUUAUUAAUGACCGAGAUUCAAGGGUGACAAAAAAUGAUGUGAUUAGUGCUAUGUGCUUUUACAUCAACAGGAUGGCAGGUAAGUGCAAGGAUAUUGUUGACAUUUUGAAUAGGAUAUCAUAUAAAGACCUAGACAGCCAGCAAGUGCAACAGCUAUUGAGAUUGAAAGAGCUUCUAUGUGGGAUUGUUGAUGGAGCUAAAGAUGUGGAGAUUGAACCUUCCCAUAUUGUUGAACAGGGAAUUGCAAAUGAUAUGUGGACAACAGAGAGUCUAGAGGUCGAGCCAAUUGACUCCAGCAAUGAUGAUGUACUUCUUGGAGACGCACAAAUUAUAAUGGUUGAAGUUGAACAGGCAGUGGCUGAGUCUAGGCUCGAGAAUGAAUAUUGUGACCUGUCACAUGUUAAGCACACUGUUAGUUGGCCACCACAUGGUUGCUUAACCUUAGAGUGGGUUGUAGAGAUGAUGAAAACACUGGAACAGUCUUCACGAAAUUACUCGCCUGCAGAGUUUCAACUUGUCAUGCCAGUUUCUGUGGUAGAUGAAAUACUAGAUAUGGCUGCAAGCAUCCUUCACAAGGAACCAAACUGUGUGGAAAUUGACUGCCACGGAGAAGUUUCAAAAGUUGUUAUAGUUGGGGACAUUCAUGGUCAUUAUCACGACUUACUUCACCUCUUUGAACUUGCUAACUUACCAUCUAAGAGCCAAUAUUAUGUUUUUAACGGCAAUUAUGUGGACAGAGGAGCAUGGGGACUGGAGGUGCUUUUGGUCUUAUUGGUGUGGAAGAUCUUAAUGCCUGAUAGAGUAUGUCUACUCCGUGGAAAUCAUGAAACCAGAAUCUGUACAUCAUCCUACGGUUUUGAGAAAGAAGUAAGGACAAAAUAUGGCGAGCAAGGUGAAAAUGUAUAUCACAGGUGCUUGGAAACAUUUAAGGAACUUCCUUUGGCUGCAAUUAUUGCUGGAAAAGCAUAUACAACCCAUGGAGGUUUAUUUCGUAAGCCAUGCAAUCCUGAUGUGCAGAAUUACGAGGAAAGGAAGACACGCGAGCUGGAGAUUGGAUCCUUAGAAGACUUAUCCAAGCUCGAAAGGUUUUUUGUUGAUGUUCCAACUAAAGAUGAAGAUCCAAAUAUAAUUUUGGCAGAUGUAUUAUGGUCGGAUCCUUCUAAAGUCGAUGGUUUAAGGAAAAACCAAGCCAGAGGAGCAGGUUUAUUGUGGGGUCCUGAUGUGACUGAAGCAUUCUUAAAGCUGUCUAAUUUAAAGUUGAUCAUUAGAUCACAUGAAGGUCCAGAUUCAAGGGACGGCAAAAUUGAUUUUGAUGAUAUGAUAAUGGGUUAUAGCUCAGAUCAUGACAGAGGAUCAGGGAAAUUAUAUACUCUAUUUAGCGCUCCGGGUUUCCCACAGUUUGGUCGCAAGAGCUACAAUAACGAGGGAGCAUAUGCUACUUUGAAGCAUCCGGAUUUUGAGAUUCCAACGUUCCACACAUUUAAAGCUGUAGAUAAACCAAAGAUAGACGUUUGCUAUUUUGGCUGUGAAGGACAUGAUGUAGAUUUAGACUUGACAUUAAUGGCUGAUGCCGUCUCUUCUAAAAACUCUAGUCCUAUUGAGGUUCAUUCUGGGGUUGAUUUUGAGGCAUUGGGCAUAUUAAACCCACCCUCUUGGAGCGUUACAAUGACAGAUGAUGUUACAGGUACCCAGAGUGUCAAGAUUCCGAAGGCCCCCGUGGUAGAAGGGUUGCCUUUGCCACCAAGCAUCGAGGAACCUCAUAAGGCUGCGUAUGAGUACUUCCUGGAGCUCAUUGCAGGACUGAAGUUCAUGCUUCAAACAACGGAAAAUAAGGACAAGUUACCCAUUCCUCAUCGUAAGAGGAAGAAAUGCAGUUAGACAUACGAAGAAAUUGAAGUUUUGUCAUUCAGAAAAAUCUGGUUGGGGUGCCCAAAGGGAAAUAUCUCUGCUCUGUAUAGCAGAGCGAAUGAAUUGACAUAGAGUGGUGAUUUUAAUAAAGAGUUGAGGCUUGGGUUUUUAAUCCUCUCCGCUCUCGUUUCUUAGCUCAGCUUUUUAGAGAUCUUCCUUCUUGAAAUGUCGAAGGACAAUGUGGCGAAGAUCGUGAUGAGAUGUGUAUUGUCUGAGCCUAAUGAUCAAUCCAAUUCUUGAUUCUUUCUAAUA